UAAACUUUAUAACAAGCUGUGACCGGACUGAACGACAAUCAUUGUACAUUACACAUAUUAUAAAAUAAUAUAAAUACUCAAUAUAUUACGUUUGUAGCAAAGCGAGUUAUAUUGUUGCGGAUUGUAUCAAAGGUGCUAAUUGUUAGCUAAUAUUUACAGAAGAAAAUCCAAGGAAUAGUUGCAGUUAUGAAGACUUUGACUUUCAUACCAGUGGUCUUUGUGAUUUUAACACUUUAUCUUACAUCUGUUGAAUUACAUUCAAUGAGAGGUAGACUCAAAUCACGGUCCUUGAGUGGUGAGCCGAAAUCACAGUCUUCGGGAAAAGAACCGAAAUCGCACUCUUCGGGAAAAGAACCGAAAUCGAACUCUUCGGGAAAAGAACCGAAAUCGAACUCUUCGGGAAAAGAACCGAACUCGCACUCUUCGGGAAAAGAACCGAAAUCGAACUCUUCGGGAAACGAACCGAACUCUCACUCUUCCGGAAAAGAACCGAAAUCGCACUCUUCGGGAAACGAACCGAACUCUCACACUUCCGGAAAAGAACCGAACUCUCACUCUUCCGGAAAAGAACCGAAAUCGCACUCUUCGGGAAAAGAACCGAAAGGGAAAAUAUGCCUUGACUCCUGUCAGUGUCCAAAUGGGACCGCCUGUCUACCGGCUGGUAAUGGAGAAGGAAGUGGAAAUAGCACGAAGAAAUGUCAGCCCUGCGGAUGUAGAAGUGUGACGCAAUGUAGAAAAUCUUGGAAAGAAGUUUUCUGUGAUUGCUCGAACUCUGGGUAUACAGGAAGCAACUGUGAGACAGAAAUUGAACCAACAACAACAACAACAACAACAACAACAACAUCAACAACACCACAACCACCCACAUGUCUAGAGGGGUGGUUAGGGUUUGGUAGUCACUGUUAUAAGUAUUUCAGUACCCAUGUAGACUGGGACACUGCUAAAGCGAACUGCGAAUCUCUAAACGCUUACCUUGUUGAAAUCACGAGCGAAGAUGAAGAGGAUUUUAUCGAUGUUGAGCUAUAUUCUUCACCGGUUUGGAUUGCCUUAUCAGACGUGGACACCGAGGGCACUUUCGUGUGGGCAUAUUCUGGAGCAAUUAAUAGUAACAAUUUCCAAAACGGGUACACUGAAUAUAACAAUGCUGCCUAUGACUGCGUUAACUUGGAGCUAUUCGGAACAUUUACUUGGUUAACAAGUGACUGUGCUAGAAAGAUAGGUUAUAUCUGUGAAAGACCUUUAUAAACUUAGACAGAACGGAAAAACAGACCGAAGAAUGAUGUACAAGUACUUUCUGUAAUUCUAGUUAUGAUUUUACAAUGAAUACAGAAUGUUGCAUUUAAACAUAUCAAUAAUAAAUUGUUGCAUCGA
Molecule: messenger RNA, 1371 nt
Organism: Ruditapes philippinarum (Manila clam)
Lineage: Eukaryota; Metazoa; Mollusca; Bivalvia; Venerida; Veneridae
Product: brevican core protein-like
Exons: 9
Coding region: 187-1245 (352 amino acids)
Biological process (GO): cellular response to molecule of fungal origin
Molecular function (GO): (1->3)-beta-D-glucan binding
Source: RefSeq, a predicted model, not a curated record